UUGAAUGAUAGUAUCCAGUGGGCAUUCGUCGCGAAAAGGUUGUGAUUGUAGGUAGCAAUUUCCAUUGAGGUUUCACUAAUUACGAAGUUAAGAGAUUUGAACCAGAACAUGCAAGCGUUUUCAAAUCAUCCUACCGGGCUACUUCCGGUUGAGGAAAACUACGAUCCGAACAAACCGUCGAUCAAGGAGUUCUACGCCGGGAGGGACAUCUUCAUAACGGGCGGGACGGGUUUCAUGGGUAAGGUGUUGAUCGAGAAGUUGCUGCGGUCCUGUAGCGGACUGAAUCGUAUAUUUAUCCUGUUGCGAGAGAAGAAAUCCAAGACCACUAAUGAUCGUCUUCGGGAGAUUCAGGAACUACCGCUGUUCGAGGUGCUGCGUAGACAAGAUCCCAACGCCUUGAGCAAGAUGAUCCCGAUCAAGGGCGAUGUGUCGCAGCUGGAAUUGGGAAUGUCAGACGAGGACAGAAAACGGAUGAGUGAGGUUUCGGUGAUCUUCCACGUGGCGGCUAACGUUCGAUUUGACGACCCGCUGAAGGAUGCCGUGAUUCUAAAACACUCGCGGCACCCGAGAGAUGAUUCGUUUUGCGGAAUCUCUGAAGAAUCUUUGCGUAAUGAUGCAUGUUUCGACGACCUACUCCAACCCGGACAAAUAUAUUAUUGAGGAGAAGAUCUAUCCUCCGUACGCGGAUUGGGAGAAGACCAUCAAACUGGCCGAAGAAAUGGACACGCAAACGCUUGGAAACCUUUGCCCCGAAGUACAUGGGAAUGUUGCCGAACACUUACGUGUUCACCAAAUCCUUGGCCGAGCAUAUUCAUCAACGACUACCGGGACAGGCUGCCGUUGAUCCUCUUCCGGCCGUCGAUCGUCAUCUCGAGCAUGCGUGAUCCGAUCCCCGGUUGGAUCGACAACUUUAACGGACCGGUAGGGCUGCUGGUGGGCAGCGGUAUCGUCUUUGCAGAAACCAUGUACUGCGAUCCGAACAAUGUCGCAGACUACACGCCGGUAGACGUCUGCAUCAAAGCGAUGAUCGUGGCAGCGUGGAAGAAGGGAACCGCCGUUGUCCAGAGGACCCCCGUAUCGCCGGAUUCCCCGCAGCUGCCGGUGUACAACUGUUGCAUCUCCAAUCUGCGCAACUGUACCAUGUCGCAGAUCGUCGAAAUGGGCAAGGUGCUCUCCAACGACAUCCCGCUGGAUCGGUGCGUUUGGGCUCCGGGCGGCGGCAUCACGCAGAUCAAGAUCCUGAACACCAUCCGGGUGGUGCUGUACCACAUCAUGCCGGCCAUACUGCUAGAUGCGCUUCUACGGGCCACGGGCCAGAAACCAUUUGUGGCAAAGCUGCAACGGAAAAUUUAUAACGCCAACGUUGCACUGGAAUACUUCAUCCGCAACAAUUGGGACUUCAGGAACGACAACUUCAUCCAUUUGGCCUCGGAGAUAAAACCGGAGGAUAACAAGGACUUCUACUAUCGCGACUUCAUCGAAUUCGACAUAACGCUGUACUUCAGAAACUGCAUCCUCGGGGCUCGUCGAUACCUACUCCAUGAAAAGGACGAAAAUAUUCCGAAAGCUUUGAAGCACUAUCGGCGCAUGAAAGUUUUGGACAAAGUAUGCAAGUUUCUGAUCGUGUCCGGAUUCCUGUACCUAAUUCUGAUCAAGUCGGACCUGUUAGGGCUAUCACUUUACAUGGCUUCCUAUAAGACCGAAUACGAUCUACAGCGAUGAUCUAAUUGUUUGAAUAAUCAUUUCUUACUGUUUUCAAUAAAAGUAUACGGAGAGCA
This is a messenger RNA of Aedes aegypti (yellow fever mosquito), 1778 nucleotides long. Its product is annotated as putative fatty acyl-CoA reductase CG5065. NCBI's taxonomy places the organism in Eukaryota, Metazoa, Arthropoda, Insecta, Diptera, Culicidae. The transcript has 6 exons. Gene Ontology annotation, molecular function: alcohol-forming very long-chain fatty acyl-CoA reductase (NADP+) activity. Gene Ontology annotation, cellular component: peroxisome. Gene Ontology annotation, biological process: long-chain fatty-acyl-CoA metabolic process. The record is from RefSeq and is a predicted model, not a curated record. The coding region runs from base 877 to 1722 and encodes 281 amino acids.